Molecule: messenger RNA, 1869 nt
Organism: Malus domestica (apple)
Lineage: Eukaryota; Viridiplantae; Streptophyta; Magnoliopsida; Rosales; Rosaceae
Product: mRNA-decapping enzyme-like protein
Biological process (GO): deadenylation-independent decapping of nuclear-transcribed mRNA; positive regulation of catalytic activity; deadenylation-dependent decapping of nuclear-transcribed mRNA
Cellular component (GO): P-body
Molecular function (GO): enzyme activator activity; mRNA binding
Source: RefSeq, a predicted model, not a curated record
AUAGAGCGUGGGGGUUAGCAGCGCUUGGCAGCGAAGUGGGCUUGGAACUUUCCAGAAACAAAUUAUAAACCCAAAACCUCGAAAGUACCCCUUUCCCUUCUAGAACUUCUUCGGAAGAAUGCCGGGGCGGUUUCGUCAUUGUGAAUAACAGCGCCGCGGGGUCGCUUGAGAAAGAAGGUUUCAUGAUCCGAGUUGGACCUUCGCCUUCCUUAAAUUCCGCUUCUUCCUCCCAAAUUUCGGCGGUGGCUGAGCAGAAACCGAAGACGGAAAAAAAUGUCCCAGAACGGGAAAUUGACGCCGAACCUGGACCAGCAGAGCACGAAGCUUCUGAAUCUGACGGUUCUGCAGCGAAUCGACCCCUCCGUCGAGGAAAUUCUCAUCACCUCCACUCACGUCACCUUCUACGAGUUCAACACUGACCUUAGCGAAUGGAGUCGCAAGGACGUCGAAGGAUCGCUCUUCGUGGUCAAGAGGAAUGCGCAACCUCGGUUUCAGUUCAUUGUGAUGAACCGGCGGAAUAGUGAAAAUUUGGUGGAGGAUCUCUUGGGAGAUUUUGAAUUCGAAGUCCAACAUCCAUAUCUAUUGUAUCGAAAUGCGGCUCGAGAGGUCAAUGGUAUUUGGUUCUACAAUCCAAGUGAAUGUGAGGAGGUGGCAAAUAUGUUUAACAGGAUUCUUAGUGCAUAUUCCAAGGUACCUCAAAACUCAAUGGUAUCACCAACAAAGAGUGAGUUUGAGGAACUGGAAGCAGUCCCAAGCAUGGUUAUUAUGGAUGGUCCUUUGGAGCCAUCGUCAUCAACUGCCUCUCAUGUCACAGACAUUCCGGAUGAUCCGGCUUUUGUGAACUUCUUCAGUACGGCUAUGACUAUCAUGAAUUCUUCAACUACAGCAAUUACCGGACAGCCUUACCAAUCAUCUUCGACAACCUAUCUACCUUCUCAUCCAUUCGGUGUUGCACCUUCAAGUAUUCCUGGCAUGCAAAUUCCAUGUGCUCCACUGCUAUCAUCGACAACUUUAUCCCCUUUCGUUGACCUCCCUGAAUCCCAUAACACCACCAACUUGGCCAGUAAUCUUGUAAAGCCAUCUUUUUUUGUUCAUCCUUCCUCUUCAGCAACAACGAUGCCAGCUGUCACUGCAUCAAGCCGUGCUGCUUCUCUUCUUCACCCUGCUGUAAGUGUGCAACGUCCAUAUGGUGCUCCUUUGUUACAACCUUUUCCACCGCCAGCCCCUCCACCAUCUCUCACAGCUGCUUCUUUCCCUCCUAACUAUGGGCCACUUAAUAGAGAGAAAGUACGAAAUGCACUCAUGCUGCUUGUACAGGAUAAUCAAUUCAUCGACAUGGUAUACGGAGCACUCCAGAAGGCACACCACUCGUAACCUUUUCGGAAAAGCUUUACUGUCAGCAUGUUAACGCAGGCCACUGAACACCUACAGGAAGCAGCACAGGCUAGAAGCUGGUUUGUGUUUUGUUCAUUGUGUGCCUUGUUUAAAACGCGUGCGUAUGAUGUAUAGGAUUUCGAUUCUCAUUCUCAUGAGAGGGGAAGUUCGAUAUAGGGGUAUGUUGAGUUUUAAAUUUGUCUGUGCCAUGUAGUUUUGAAUGUUUGUCUAGUCUUUAUUUGAUGCGCGAGUAAAGACCCUUGUAUUCUGAGUAAUCUUACUCCCCUAAACACCCCCUUUGCCCGAGCAAGUGAAUAUUAAAUCCAUAUUGAAAUGUGCUAGUUGCGGACUGUUAAGUGCCCGUCAACCUUCAGACUUUCAUAUACGGAUCUAUCGACUGCCAAGGAUGUGUUGUCCAUGGAAACUGUUAUUAGCACUUAGUUUGAGAUUGAUGUGCUUCUUUAAUAAACUGCUUCUGCUCUACUUUAAGAAUAA